This is a messenger RNA of Hyla sarda, 6885 nucleotides long. It is a transcript of the gene INTS1, whose product is annotated as integrator complex subunit 1. The record is from RefSeq and is a predicted model, not a curated record. Gene Ontology annotation, cellular component: integrator complex. Gene Ontology annotation, biological process: U2 snRNA 3'-end processing. NCBI's taxonomy places the organism in Eukaryota, Metazoa, Chordata, Amphibia, Anura, Hylidae. Bases 219 to 6782 code for a protein of 2187 amino acids. The transcript has 49 exons.
GCGAAGGCGUGGCCCGUACGUCCCCACGUUCCAAUGACGCCAUUGGCACGCAGCACCCGGAAGUGGAGGAGAGGAGUGUACGCCGAGCUGUAUUGUGUUGGGAGGAUCCGGUAUUUACGUUCUCCUCGUGCAGCAGGCUGGUGAAAUGUAGACGUCUUCCAACCUCUUGCUGGUUGUUUCAGCUUGUUUUGCUAUAAGAUAUUUUGAGUGUAAACAACAUGAAUCGCCCCAAGGCAACUGCUGUGCGUCGGCCCAGUGCUGCUGGAAAAGCCUCAGGUCAUCCUCCUCCGGGGGAUUUCAUUGCUCUAGGCUCCAAGGGGCAAAGCAGUGAUUCCAAAGCCCCCACCAAUCUUCUGAAGCCAGCUGCGUCUGCAUUGACCUCGGAAAGGAAGCGUGAGGCCUCAUCUGCCCUAGCCAGCACUUCAGCACUGACCGGACUCACAAAACGCCCCAAACUUUCUUCCACUCCCCCUUUGAGCGCAUUGGGGCGAUUGGCUGAAGCUGCAGUAGCUGAGAAGAGGGCUAUCUCCCCAUCCAUCAAAGAGCCGUCUGUUGUCCCCAUUGAAGUCCCCCCUGCUUCAUUGCUGGAUGAUGUCGAAGCUUCAGAGCAAGAGGGAAAUGAUGACAGAAUUGAAGGGGUGCUCUGCGGAGCUGUAAAACAGUUAAAGAUGAACCGUGCCAAGCCCGACAUAACGUUGUACCUGAGCCUGAUGUAUUUGGCAAAAAUGAAACCGAACAUAUUUGCGACUGAGGGUGUGAUUGAGGCCUUGUGCAGUUUGCUGCGAAGAGAUGCCUCCAUAAAUUUUAAAGCCAAAGGAAACAGCUUGGUGUCUGUCCUAGCCUGCAAUCUCCUUAUGGCAGCUUACGAAGAAGAUGAAAACUGGCCAGAGAUCUUUGUUAAGGUAUAUAUAGAAGACUCUUUAGGAGAAAGGAUUUGGGUUGACAGCCCUCACUGCAAAACAUUUGUGGACAACAUCCAGACUGCAUUCUGCACAAAAAUGCCCCCAAAGAACAUGGCAUUACAAGGAGAAGCUGGUCGAAUAGCUGGAGACCUCAGUGCUGGCAACAGUCCUCACCCUUCUUUGACAGAGGAGGAAGACAGUCAAACAGAGCUGCUUAUUGCUGAAGAAAAGAUGAGCCCCGAGCAGGAAGGACAGCUAAUGCCACGGUAUGAAGAGCUGGCUGAAGGUGUGGAGGAAUAUGUCCUAGAUAUGUUAAGAGACCAGUUGAAUCGCCGGCAGCCCAUGGAUAAUGUCUCUAGAAAUCUCCUGCGGUUGCUUACUGCUACUUGUGGUUAUAAAGAAGUGCGACUCAUGGCAGUGCAGAGACUGGAGAUGUGGCUGCAGAACCCAAAGCUGACUCGGCCGGCCCAGGAUCUGCUUAUGUCUGUCUGCAUGAACUGUAACACACACGGGUCUGAUGACAUGGAGGUUAUUUCCAACCUGAUUAAAAUCCGCCUUAAGCCCAAAGUUCUCCUCAACCAUUACAUGCUGUCUGUGCGGGAGCUUCUGAAUGCACACAGAGAUAAUCUUGGCACGAUGGUGAAGUUUGUGAUUUUUAAUGAACUCUCGAAUGCCAGAAACCCAAACAACAUGCAAGUCUUGUACACUGUGCUGCAGCACAGCUCUGAGCAAGCACCAAAGUUUCUGGCUAUGGUUUUCCAAGACUUACUUACCAACAAAGAGGAUUAUCUCCGGGCCUCACGUGCUCUGCUGCGAGAAAUCAUCAAACAGACGAAACAUGAGAUAAAUUUCCAGGCGUUCUGCCUGGGACUAAUGCAAGAGAGGAAGGAGGCUCCGUACACUGAAAUGGAGUUUAAGGAACGCUUUGUAAUCCAUAUAACUGAUCUGCUCGCUGUGUCCAUGAUGCUGGGGAUUACUGUUCAAGUCAAAGAAGCUGGCGUUGCAUGGGACAAAGGAGAGAAAAAGAGUUUGGAGGUCCUGCGAUCAUUUCAGAACCAGAUUGCAGCAAUUCAGCGGGAUGCGGUAUGGUGGCUUCACACAGUGGUGCCAUCGAUCAGCAAGCUUUCUCCUAAAGAAUAUGUACACUGCUUACACAAAGUUCUGUUUACUGAACAACCGGAAACUUACUACAAAUGGGACAACUGGCCACCAGAAAGUGACCGCAACUUCUUCCUACGUCUGUGCUCUGAAGUUCCACUUUUAGAAGACACCUUGAUGCGUAUCCUGGUCAUUGGUCUUUCCCGUGAUCUCCCCCUUGGUCCUGCUGACGCCAUGGAGCUUGCUGAUCACUUGGUGAAAAGGGCAGCAGCGGUUCAGGCUGACGACUUGGAAGUCCUAAAAAUAGAAAGAAUUCAGCUUCUCGACGCCGUAUUAAACCUAUGUACCUACCACCAUCCUGAAAACAUUCAGCUUCCUCCAGGAUAUCAGCCCCCUAAUUUAGCCAUUUCAACACUAUACUGGAAGGCCUGGCCACUUUUACUUGUCGUAGCUGCCUUUAACCCUGAGAAUAUUGGCCUGGCUGCUUGGGAUGAAUAUCCAACAUUAAAGAUGCUUAUGGAGAUGGUUAUGACAAACAAUUACUCUUUCCCACCGUGCACUGUAACCGAUGAAGAGACGAGGACGGAGAUCAUCAACAGAGAACUGCAAAUUUCCCAAAGGGAGAAGCAAGAGAUUCUAGCAUUUGAGAGUCACUUGGCUGCGGCCUCCACCAAGCAAACUAUAAAUGAGAGUAAUAGUCUGCUCCUUUCUCAGUUAACCAGCUUGGAUCCACAGGGACCUCCACGUCGUCCACCUCCUAACGCCAUAGAGCAGGUCAAAUCGUUGAACCAGUCAUUACGUCUCGGCCAUCUCCUUUGCCGUAGCCGCAAUCCUGACUUUCUCCUGAAUAUCAUACAAAGACAGGCAUCAUCACAGUCUAUGCCUUGGUUGGCAGAUUUGGUGCAGUCUAGUGAAGGGUCCCUGGAUGUCCUACCUGUUCAGUGCCUCUGUGAAUUCCUCCUACACGAUGCUGCUGAUGAGUCUGGAUCAGGGGAAGAUGAUGAGGAGAAUGAGAGCAAGGAACAGAGAGCCAAGAAACACCAGAGACAGCAGAAACAGAGGCAGCUUCUUAGCCGUCUUCAGGAUUUGCUUUUAGGACCAAAAGCCGAUGAGCAAACAACAUGUGAAGUGUUGGACUAUUUCCUGCGACGUCUUAGCUCCCCUCAGGUCUCCUCCAGAGUCCUGGCUAUGAAGGGUCUUUCCAUGGUACUAACAUCGAGAGGUCUACAGGACGGAGAUGAGAAGGAUCAUUUAAUGGAUGAUGAUUCUUCUGACUCUGAGCUGAUUCCUGGAUAUCAGUGGCUCCUAAGGGACUUGCCCAAACUUCCGCUGUUUGACAGUGUUAAGGGAACUACAGCUGUGGCAUUACAACAGGCUAUUCAUAUGGAGACUGACUUAAGAACCAUAAGUGCCUAUCUAGUGUACCUGUCCCAGCAUGCACCAGUUGAAGACCAAGGACAACACAAUGAACUUGCCCUGGAUGUGGCUCGUCUGACAGUGGAGCGCUCCACAAUAAUGGGUCACCUGUUCUCCAAACUGUCUUACUGCUCGGAGUCCAAUGCCGUUCUGGCCGCCCUUCUCUCCAUUUUCUCGCGCUAUGUCAAACGCAUGCGAAAAAACAAGGAAGGAGAUGAGGUUUAUAGCUGGUCUGAAUCACAGGAUCAAGUUUUCCUACGUUGGAUCACAGGGGAAACGGCUACAAUGCAUAUUCUGGUUGUCCACGCCAUGGUCAUUCUGCUGACCCUUGGACCUCCUCGUGGUCCCAGUGACUUCUUUCUCUUGCUGGACAUUUGGUUUCCUGAGAAGAAGCCUCUCCCCACAGCGUUCUUAGUGGACACAUCAGAAGAGGCAUUAUUGCUUCCUGACUGGCUAAAACUCAGGAUGAUCCGCUCGGAGGUUCCUCGUCUUGUUGAUGCUGCAUUGCAAGAUUUGGAGCCACAGCAGUUGCUGCUUUUCGUCCAGUCUUUUGGGAUCCCAGUGUCCAGUAUGAGCAAACUCCUGCAAUACCUGGACCAGGCUGUAUCCCAUGAACCUCAGGCACUGGAACAAAACAUCAUGGAUAAGAAUUACAUGGCUCAUCUGGUGGAGGUUCAACAUGAGAGAGGGGCAACUGGGGGCCAAACUUUUCACAGUCUUCUGACUGCUUCAAUACCACCUAGAAGAGAUGCAGACGUAGUAAAACGAAAACCUAGCACUGAAGUACCCCAAGGACAGGUGCGGCCUAGAGGUCUCACUCAGAUCCCGGUGCUGGGACCAGAAGAUGACUUAGCUGGAAUGUUUCUGCAGCUUUUCCCCCUCAAUCCAGACCCCAGGUGGCAGAACUCCAAUCCAAGACCCAUAUCCCUAGCCCUUCAGCAUGCACUGGGUCAGGAGCUGGCUCGUAUCCGGCAGGGGAACACCCAGCUGACCGGCAUUGCUGUGCGUCUGCUGCAGGCUGUGGCCGCCCUGCUCAGCUCCCCUCACAGUGGUGCACUGGUGUUGGCCAUGAACAGAAAUCAUUUUAUUUCUUGUCCUCUUAUGAGGCAACUCUAUCAGUAUCAGCGUUGUGUACCCCAAGAUACUGCCUUCUCGUCACUAUUCUUCAAAGUGCUCAUGCAGAUGUUACAAUGGCUGGACAGUCCUGGUGUGGAGGAGGGGCCCCUUAAAGCUCAGCUCAAGUCUUUUGCCACACACUAUUCAUCAAAGCAUCGGAUCAGUGAUGUGCGUGGUGGAUUUUUGCAUUUGGCAGAAGCGUUGGCAUUUUGUCGGGAACCAGAUGUUAUCAAUUCCACACUAUGCGCUAUCAUUACUACACUGAAAUCUGGAGAUAAGUGCAAUGUGGAACCUGAACUGAUCGGCAAAGUUCUCCAAGGAUUGAUUGAAGCAAAAUCUCCCUAUUUGGAAGAGUUUCUGACUGUCCUGAUGUCUGUGACAGUAGAAACCACCUCCAGGUAUACUGCCACAGGCCCUGUUGCUGUGGUAAGUUCUCUACUACUGCAGGAGCAGGAAGAGACACCAGGGAAGAAGGGAGCUGAAAGCUGCAGCUCUGAAGCUUCUCGUGCCAAACCCUCUUCUGGUCUUCUCAUUGACUGGCUGGAUCUUCUGGAUCCUGAAGUUAUCAGCAGUUGUCCUGACCUGCAACAGCGCCUCCUAUUUUCAUGGAACAAGGUAAAGUCUCCCUCGGGGUCACAGUCUCCUUCCUUCCGACCCUACCUCCUGGCUCUUCUAACCCAUCAGUCUAACUGGAGCACUUUACACCAGUGCAUUAGCAUCUUGCUGAGCAAACAUCGAGAACAGAGGUUUGACCCAUCAGCCUCUCUUGACUUCUUAUGGGCUUGUGUUCAUAUCCCACGGAUCUGGCAAGGAAGAGACCAGCGCACUCCACAGAAGGGCCGCGAGGAGUUUGUGCUGCAGCUAAAGGCAUCUGAGCUCAUUUGCCUUGUGGACCUUAUUAUAACAGAGUCAGAAACCAGAAGCCAGGGGUCCGAAGAAACCUCCUGCCCGCUGAUCCAGUCUCGCCUGCCCCUACUUAUUAACUGUUGCCAUGGGAACCCGGAGAGCAUCAGAAAGGUUAUGGAGCAUUUAUCAAACUGUAUAAAGCGGUGGGGAAACAGUUCUUUGGGGAAGCAUUGCCGGGACUUUCUUCUGCAGCUUUAUCUGCAGCUGCCAGAGAUGAUAACUCCAGUGCCGGAAAUCUUACUGACCAGUGAAGGCACCACUGACAGCAGUACCUGUAAGAUGGACGGCCUUAUACACCGCUUCAUUACCCUUCUGGCCGACACCAGUGACUGCAAGGAGAGUCGAAUGUCAGAUGCCAAUAUGGCGUGCCGUAAGCUCGCUGUCGCACAUCCCAUCCUGCUGCUAAGACAUUUGCCAAUGAUUGCGGCUCUGCUACACGGCCGCGUGCACCUCAAUUUCCAUGAGUUUCGUCAGCAAAACCAUCUCCCCUUGUUCACUCACGUCCUGGGAAUUCUGGAGCUUCUUCAACCCCAAGUUUUUCACAGCGAGUAUCAAGAAGCCUUGUGGGACUGUCUUAUCUCGUUCAUCAAACUUUUACAGAAUUACAGGAAAUACUCCCGGCAGCUGGGCGGCUUUAUCAGUAAGUUUGUACAGUUCAUCCACAAGUACAUCACAUGUGACGCUCAGGCAGCUGUGUCUUUCCUGCAGAAACACUCGGAUCCCCUUCAUGGUUUGUCAUCUGAGAACAAUGACCUUACAACCCUCAAGUCUCUCCUUGCUGGUCUGAGCUUGCCCAACAGAGGUGGAACUCUGGAGAAGAGUCCAGAUGACGAGAAAGAAGAUGAACCUGCUGCCGGUUCCCUUCCCCUGGUUAGCGUGUCUAUGUUCACACCUUUAACUGCUGCUGAAAUGGCUCCAUACCUUAAAAGAAUCUCCCGAAGUCACACAGUAGAGGACAUCCUGCAGGUCCUGAGCGACAUAGAUGAAAUGUCCAUGCGUAGGCCUGAAAUCCUCUCCUUCUUUGCUAGUGAUUUCCAGAGGCUUAUGAGCUCCUCGGAGGAAUCGUGUCGCAAUCAGGCCUUCACCCUGGCUUUACGCGCCAUUCAGUGUAAUCCCAGUAUUGCUUCAGACUUCCUGCCUACCUUCAUGUAUUGCUUGGGCAGCCGAGAUUUCGAAGUAGUCCAGACAGCGCUAAGGAAUCUGCCCGAGUACACACUGCUCUGCCAAGAGCACGCAGCCAUACUUCUGCACCGAGCCUUCCUGGUAGGGAUGUAUGGACAGAUGGACACUAGCCCACAGAUUUCCGAAGCAUUAAAGCUCCUUCACAUGGAAGCCAUUGUGUAAAAACAGAAAUAAGACCCUUUUCAAAGUGGAUGAGAACAGUGAUGUAAUGACAGCUUAUUGUUAUGUAAUUAUUUUUUUAUAUUAAAAUAAUUUCUAACUGGAA